Molecule: messenger RNA, 889 nt
Organism: Thrips palmi
Lineage: Eukaryota; Metazoa; Arthropoda; Insecta; Thysanoptera; Thripidae
Exons: 2
Coding region: 1-408 (135 amino acids)
Source: RefSeq, a predicted model, not a curated record
AUGGCAAUUAGAGAAAAAGAACAAAAAGGACGAAAAGGACAAGCAGGGCUCGUCGUCGGCGGGGCCCUGAGGGAGGCGGUGCUGCGCGCCAGACGCGCCGACAGCGCCACCGACGCCGUGCUCCUUGAGAUGGCCAAGGCCGACGAGGCCGGCGAGGACGUGCCCGCCUACCUGCUCGAGUUCCUGCAGACGCACCGCAACCGCCAGCACCUGGAGGACGACUUCAUCCUCGGCUACCACGACGACUACCGGGAGCGCUACGACGGCUUCGACCAGCCGCCUCCCUUCCGGCAGAAGGCCAAGCCCAAGGCCGCCGGCAAGGCCAGGGCCGUCAGCGACCUGGAGAUCUCCGAGGAGGAGGCCUUCUCCACCAGGGUGUUCGUGACGACGCCGCGGAGGCAGAGGUAGCGCCGCGCCCCCACCUGGCACUAGGCACGCCGCCACACUGGGAGAACGUCCCCGUUUUUCUGGCUGCGUUCGUGCGGCCGCUUCUUGCGCGGCCCCUCCAGUGCCAGAGUGAAGCGUGAGGACCGCCGUGCCGUUCCGUGUGACGUGCCGUGUGACGUGCAGUGCCGUGUGACGUGCAGUGCCGUGUGACGUGCAGUGCCGUGUGACGUGCAGUGCCGUGUGACGUGCAGUGCCGUGUGACGUGCAGUGCCGUGUGACGUGCAGUGCCGUGUGACGUGCAGUGCCGUGUGACGUGCAGUGCCGUGUGUCGUGCAGUGCCGUGUGACGUGCCGUGCCGUGCCGGACGGACGUUAGAAUCGAACACCAACUUGUUCCUUCCCGGUGUACCGGGUACACUGUACCGGGAUUCAAUGUGAUCGCUGCCUGUAAGCGAGUCCCCAGCUCAGUGGGCUAGAAGACCGGUGCAGGCGGCCAAAACUCU